AUGGCUGUUCUGCAGCAGAAGCUGAAGUCCAUUAAAAUCCCUGACAUGUCGGGUAAGGAGAAAGUGUCUCCAAUUGGCAAAGUGCAGUACAGCUUGACAGAGAUGCAGAUUGAAAGUGUCAGUCUUCCCAAGUCAGCAGUCGGGUUAUCUCCAGGCACUGGGGUUGUGUUAUCCAUAGGCAACGCCUACAUUAGCAUCAAGGGGAACUGGCGUGUGAAAUAUCUAAGGAUUGUUAAAGACCACGGCUCUUUCGAUCUGUCAGUUAGCGGCCUGACAAUUUCGGCAGGUAUCGGAGUGUCCCGCGACGAGACGGGACGUCCCACAGUGUCGAGUGCCAGCUGCUCCACCAGCAUCGGGGGAGUGAGAAUCAAGUUCCAUGGCGGGGCAAGCUGGCUGUACAACCUGUUCUCGAAGUUCAUUGAGAAAGCCCUUCGCAAAGCGCUCAGUGACAAGGGCGAGUUCUAUAACAUCGGGCAGCACCGUGAACCCCCCUUUACUGCGCCCCCAUUCUCCCUCCCCGAGCAGGCCAGCAGCAUGCUGUACAUUGGGGUGUCUGAGUUCACUCUGAAUUCUGCUGGCUUUGUAUACUACAGCGCUGGAGUGCUCAACACCAAUGUCACAGACGACAUGAUUCCAAAAUCGUCCCCUCUUAGACUGAACACCCAAACAUUUGGAGUUUUCAUCCCUCAGAUUGCGCAAUCCUAUCCUAACAUGUCAGUGAAGCUCAUUGUGCAAGCCACCCAACAGCCACAUGCCACCAUGCAGCCCAGCAACGUCACAGUGGAGGUGAUGGGAUCCAUCACUGCCUACGUCAUCAAACCCGACUCCACCCUUGCACCCCUCUUCAUUCUCGGUAUGAUUCAAUCCCUGCAGACUGUGCUUCAGCUGGCUUUGAAAUCUGCUGUGCUGCCCAAGGUUAAUGAGCUCCUGAAAGAAGGCUUCCCUCUCCCUACCAUUGACAAGAUGAACCUCGUUAAUGCUCAGAUCCAGAUUCUCAAGGACUAUGUACUGAUUGGGACAGAUGUUGCCUUCACAGGAAGUCCAGCCAGAUACUCAGACACAGCCAAGGCCAGGUAUCUCAGCUCAGUUUACUACCACUAUUACACUUGUCUUACCUGA
Acipenser ruthenus (sterlet) is the source of this 1119-nucleotide messenger RNA. Its product is annotated as bactericidal permeability-increasing protein-like. NCBI's taxonomy places the organism in Eukaryota, Metazoa, Chordata, Actinopteri, Acipenseriformes, Acipenseridae. The record is from RefSeq and is a predicted model, not a curated record. Bases 1 to 1119 code for a protein of 372 amino acids. Gene Ontology annotation, molecular function: lipid binding. The transcript is spliced from 10 exons.